AUGGCUACUCCCAGUGAACAUGACCAUGAUAACGGCAACUUUAAGGACAUGUUCUCUCUUCGUGAGAUUUCUUCACAAUUUUUUGAAAUGGUUCCGGUUAGAAAAAUGAAAUGGAAGGAUGAGGAAGCAACCCUGUUAGCCAGAAGUCAUGAGCUGCAGAGGCAGCUUCUUCUAGCCACUGUGAAGCAUCCAGUCUGUAGUAAUUUUCCACCAUCUGUCUCAUACAUGAGAUACUUCAUGAAGCUUCUGAUUCAUAAGCUGGAAUCAGAAGAUGCAGACAUUGCUGAUGAGAUGUAUGAAACAUACACAGACCUGUUGUCUCGGAGUGAAGAUGAAGACGAGACUCUUUGCUACAAGUCAUAUAAAAUGCCCUCAGGAGAAUGUAUUUCACUACAAGAGUCAGUUCAUUUGGUAUCUCAAGGUACAACAGGGCUGAGUACAUGGCAGGCAGCACAGCAUCUGGCAGAGUGGAUCCUUGAGAACCCCCAUAUCUUUGCUAACAGGUCUGUGACGGAACUCGGGAGUGGGCUCGGCCUGACAGGGAUUGUCUCUUGUAAAUAUUGUCAGAUACAGAGCUAUGCAUUUACAGAUUGCCAUGCACAGGUUUUAUAUCUGCUCUCAAAGAACAUCGAGCAGAAUCUGGUGCAGGAGAAACACAAACAAAACUCAGACUCCUCCGACAGGGACAAGAAAAUUCUACGCAAAAUUCGCAAGCAGUUAAGUCUUUCAUCCGGCAGUGAAGAUCCGAGCACAGCCUUUGGGGACGGUAAAGAUGUGGUGGAGUCGGAUGUAAAUGAUGAUGAAAUCUACUCAGACCCCGUGGAGCUUGAUGUUAGCACCAGUUGCUGGGACAUGGAUUCAUCCCACAGAAUAGCUUCUUUGAAAGCUGACAGACGUGUGAGCAUCUGUCAUCUCGACUGGGAGUGUGUGAAAGGGAAAGUUCUGGAAAAAUUGAAGUCGGACAUCAUACUGGCUGCAGAUGUUGUUUAUGACACAAGCAUUAUCCCAGCUCUGGUGUUUGUGCUCAAAAGUCUUCUAGAUACAGGACCGGAAAGCAACAGGAAGCCAAAGGCUUACAUAGCUUCCACCAUUAGAAGUGAGGACACGAGAGAUGCAUUCCUGAUAGCAAUUGGUUCUGAAGGCUUGAAUUACUCAAUUGUUGAGUCACCUUCGCAAAGCAGAUUUCACUACGAUCGCUCGGUACCCAUAGAGAUACUCCAAGUGUCUGCCCAUUAA
This is a messenger RNA of Candidula unifasciata, 1236 nucleotides long. The record is from the annotation of a GenBank genome assembly. Lineage: Eukaryota; Metazoa; Mollusca; Gastropoda; Stylommatophora; Geomitridae.